AUGAGAUUUAUAGGAGCCUUUUAUGCUCUUUAUAUCUGCGCACUCUGCCGGUGUGUAGAUCCUCUGGGGUCUUUGGAGGAUAACAUCGCGUUAGAUUUGCUAAAUGAAGAUCCGGUUAGGAUAAAAGUUGACAGGGGAGUAGUGGACGACAUUCCAUACGACUCCUUCUUCCUGGAGAAUGGAAAAAUGUUCGGUGAGCUAACGGAAGGCCAAGUGACAAUCUGGAAGGCUGGCCAAGAUGAAAGAUGCACAGCCAUCAACUUGUACCACAAAGAUAAUGUAGAACUUAUUAGCAUGCACGUAAAUGGUGACUCUGGGUCUCGUCUCGUCUGCUUUGAGAAAGUUGAUGGAGAGUGGAAAGAACUACCAGAGAGUGACUUUGAACGUACUCUUGAUGGAUUAAAGGGUAAGAGUCAAGAUGAGGAAGGGGAAUUGAAGAUAAGCUCCAAAUCACCUCUUACCGUAGAUAUUUCUGAUCCGGAUGAAUCCACAACAACUGUAACCGAGAGCGCAUCUGAAAGAGCUGAACAUAAGUCUUACACCGCGAAGGAUGGUCUAGAAAUAACCUCCGUGACAGAUGGACAAAAUGUCAUCUGGGAAGCUGGUGAUGGUGAAAGGUGUGCAUAUGUAAGAAUCUCCGUUACUGAUGGUAAAAAAGUACUCUCCAUGUACCUUGUUCGCUCUGCCAAGACGGCUAUCAAGUGUUUUGAGAAGAAAGAUGAAGAAUGGGUCUGUGUUACGGAUAAGGAGUUUAAUUGGAAACCAGAUGAUGUAGAAAAUGAACCAUCGGAACCUUUUGUACCUGGUAUCGUUACGGAAGUUCCAAGCCUUCCAGAGACAAAGGAUACAAAAACUAUUCUAGAUGUGUCAAAACCUGACAAGGAACAUGUAAAAAUCAUCCCAAGUUAUGCAGAAGGAAUAAUGUACAUAACAUAUAGCCCAAAUAAGGGAAGGAGAAUAACUUCUGUAUCAGACAACAAUCUUGAGAUAUGGAGAGCUGGUUCGGAUGAGACUAUUAAGUUUGUAAAAUCAAGCAUAAGGGAUGAAUUAGAACUACUUUCAAUAUAUCUUCGUAAUGGAAAGAUCAUGGAACAUAAAUGCUUUGAAAAUGUAAACGGACAAUGGAAUGAAAUUGACGAUGAUAGAUUCGACGAAAUACACGAAUCAAUGAAGACUAAACAUCCUACAAUUGUAGAUGAUGUGGAUAAAACGGAAGAAUUAGAGGAUGAUGAAGAGGAAUCCACAAAACUUCAAAGAGAACACGAGUUCUAUGACCCUGAUAGAUAUGACUCUCUAGAGGAAAUACUAUCUGAAGAGCAUGUAACUGACACUGGAAACCUAAGGGCUGAGGCUGCAGAUGUUUUUUCCGGUGACUCUAGUGAUGAGGAUGAAGACUCUCCAGCCCAACCCGCAAAAGACGAAUCAAAUUCGGUGCCUCCCGAAAUUCUGAGGAUUGGACAAGCAAUAUUCGAAAUUUCAGGAAAGAAACCAAAAGAUCUCACAAAACCCAUAGAGUUGAAUUUUGACAACGUUGACAGUAACAUUGGAGUUCACGAGGGUACCCUGAACAACUUUCAGCAUAAACUCUACAUUCCAAAGAAUGGACACUUUAUAAGUAAGAUAAUAGACGAAGGACGUGUUAUAGAUGUUGGAGAUGGAAAGUGUGUACUCACCUACGUCUACCAUAGACCAGAACCCGUUCUUUCACUCCUUGUCUUUGAGAGUAAUGGACAUGAAGCGCAUAAAUUCAUGGUCAAGGAUUGUGAAUGGAAGGAACCGGAUGCUGAUAUGAAAAAAACACUAGAAACUGAGGGCGAAGGUUUUGUCCAAGCACUUGUAGAUGCAGUCCAAAGCGCCGUUGGAAAGGACGCCUUGCAAUAAUGCGGUAAGUAGAACGAGGCUUCAGUAUCCCAAACAGGGCCUUAUAACACAAGUUAACAAAGAUUAAUUGUAUAAAAAUUGAU
Molecule: messenger RNA, 1964 nt
Organism: Theileria equi strain WA
Lineage: Eukaryota; Apicomplexa; Aconoidasida; Piroplasmida; Theileriidae
Exons: 1
Coding region: 1-1881 (626 amino acids)
Source: RefSeq, a predicted model, not a curated record